AUGCCGUCGUUUUUUAAUGUGCCAGGUAGCAGCGCAAGCUGCAGCCUAGCGAAGCAGUUGCGGCGCGGCUGGAAAGCGGUGGCAUGUGUGGCGCAGCUGAGCAAUGCCAUCAUCACGGAGCUCAUAGCCCAAGCCGGAUUCGAACUGAUCAUCGUGGAUCACGAGAAUGGUCCUGGAGAUUUUGACUCCGCGGCCAAUUUGGUGAGGUCUGCCGUAGGUGCCGGCGCCCAUGUGAUGCUGCGACUGCCCUCCGGUGAUGCUACGCAGGUGGAUCGUGCCCUCGAUGCGGGCGCAGAAGGGUUGCUGCUUGGAGACGUAGCCACUGCUGCAGAAGCCGAAGCCUUUGGUCAAUUGGUGCAGCAGGUGGUGCUGACCCGUGCCAAAACGACUUGCUCCGAGUGGCUGAGUUCUCCACGUGAGCCUCCGGAGCCUUCAGCGCCUCUGGUGGCGGUGGAGAUGGACGUGACGCAGCCACUGACGCUGGCAGAGGAGCUCCUGGCUGCGGAGCACGUGGAUUUGGUCUUCGUGGAUCCCGAGCGCUGCCUGGAGGCUCUGGCCUUGUUGCGGCCCGAGAGCAGCCUGGACCAGACCUCAUCGCGGCUGCCUGUGGCGACGCUGCCGGCAGAUCCGACAGAUGGCGAGGCUGACACGAAGACGGUGGAGGAGCCUACCGAGCCCUCUCUGACGCAAACCUGGAGCCCCUCUGCUCCCAGCGGUUCGCCCGACCCGCAGAACCCGCGCGCGGCGAAAGGGGCGCGGAAGGUGCCCAGUGGCCCAACCCAGCGCUUGGCCAACACCAUGCAGGUGGCUGAGGCAAUGGAUGCCUUUUGGAACUGCUUCGAGGCGUUACCUGCAAAGGCCGCUGAAAAGCAGAAGUUGGUUGGCUGCACGGCACAUGCACGGACAAGCACCUAUGAUUUAUUCAUGCGGGGUCAUAGCGUGGUGACCCUCUGUGCCGAUCUCGUCUUGUUGCGUGAAGGCGGUCAGAGACACGUGAGCGAGAUGAAGAUGGACAGGGGCCCGGAGUCGCGCCACUGGGCCACGCCCCUGGAGUCGCAGCGCGCGCGCUUGGCCAGCAGUGCGCUGGUGAGUCAGCUGAGACGACAUAAGAAGGCCUUGGGUGCCUUUCUGCAUUUGGGUGAUGCCUUGGCGGCCGAGACGCUGUGCUUGGCCGGCUUCGAGGCAGUGGUGCUGGACCACGAAGAGGGCCCUGGAAAUUUGUCCAACGCCAUCGGCUUGGUUCAUGCAGCCGCCAGUGCGGGGACGCACACCUUGCUAAGGGUACCUAGCCACGACUUCCCGUACCUCCGACGCGCCUUGCAGUUGGGUCUGGAAGGCUUGAUUCUGCCCAUGGCCGAAAGUGCUGCCCAGGUCGAAGACUUCAUCGCAGCGGUGCGGAAGUCCUAUCCUUCGCCCGAAAAUCCCAGGGAUGUUCUGCCGUCAAGCCUGCGGGGAGCAGGAGGACACGCCUCAGUCGUGCGUAGUGUCGCACCUACUGCAGCGCAGUUCUUGCGGAAGAGAGAGGAGCUGCUACUGAAGGCAGUUCAGGUGGAGUCGGAAAUUGGCUUGGCGCAUGUCAGAGACAUGGUCAAGGUGGAAGGCCUCGACAUGAUCUUCUUCGCCCCCGUGGAACUGGCUGCCUCUGCUCCGCGGGGACAGGAAGCUGGGCUGCUGCUGGCGCUGCAAACGGCUGAGGCAGAAGUGAAGAGGGCAAAGAAGCUGCUGGGAGGCAUGUUGGUGCCCGGCCGCUCCGUGGAGACGAUGUUCGCCGCGGGCUACGACUUGGUUUGCACCACCAGCGACGUGAUCCUGCUGCGAGCCACGGCGGAGAACAUCGUGCGCGAGGCCAAGCCUUUUGCCACGGGACCCACAGCGGGUCAGCUGCAGUGGAUCUCCUCGGCACGAGAGGCAAAGUUCGCGAAGGACGAAGAGACGCUCGUCAUGAGACUGAAGAAAUCUCCACAGGCCCGUGCCCUGGCCGUGAUGUCACGCCUCGGCAGCGCCUUGGCCGCGGAGUUAGUGGCAGAGAAGGGCUUUGAGGUGGUGAUUUUGGACCACGCCAAGGGCGCCGAAGAUCUGCUGGGCGCCAUGGCGGUGAUCCACGCGACGGUCCGCUGCGGGGCGCAUGCGCUGCUGCGGCUGCCGGCCUUCAGUCUGGGCCACUUGAGACGAGCAUUGCACGUGGGUGUGGAAGGCCUUAGCUUGGUCGUAACCACGGGGCUUUUAUCGGGCGUGAUUUUCCCUGUGCACAGCUUGGAGGACGCUCACGCCAUGGUGGAGCUGAAUCUGCCUGAAGAGACAAAGCUGGUCGAGGCACGGAUGAAGAACCAGCCCUUCCGGCGCAUGGACUUCAGCUUCGCACCGAGCUUAGUGGAGUUCUGGGGUCAGCGCGUCGCGGAGUUCUCGCGGCGCCAAGCCGAGUCGCUGCUGAUCGCUGCGCAGGCGUCAGACGAUGGGGCGAAGAUGGCGUGGCAGGUGGAUAGUAGCGGCGCUGCUGCAUGCAUUGAAGACAUUGUGAAGGUGGAAGGUCUUGACAUGAUCUUCAUCGACGCCUCAAACGGCCUCGCAGCAAACGAAGUCGAGGCCAUCCAGAAAGCGGUCAAGGGCAAGAAGCAGCUGGGCUGCAGCACCAUGGUUGGGAUAUUCUUUGGAGAUAGGCUGCUGGGUGGACUGCUUCCCGGUCGCAAGGCAGAGGAACUCUUCCGAGGAGGCUAUCAGUUGGUCUGUGCCGCUUCUGAUCACGGGCUGCUAGCAGAAGGUGCCAAAGCAUGCAUCGCUGAACGCCCCAAGUCUUCGCACGUGGCGUUGGACGUUGCGGUCCCAUGUGGGCGCCCCACAGCCACGUCGCGGUCCCCGUUGGGGUCCCCGCUGGGGUCCCGUUAUGCACCAGCUGUCCGAGAACUCCUGCAGGAAGCAGCCAGCGAGCACGGGAAGGAAGACUUCGAAGAUCGGACGCUUUUCGUCGGAGUCCAGAGCUGCUGCGGCCGCGUUGCUGUCCGCGAGCGCUACAGUUCUGAGAAGAGAUCGGAGGCCGACUUUGGUUUGGGUGCCGUGUACAAUGCGGCGGAGGUGGAGGAGUUCUUUGGGCAGCGACCCUUUCUGGUGCUUGGAAGGCUUUUGAAGGUGCUAACUGGUGUGUCCAAGUGUGCUUUCUUGGCCUUCAGCAAGGAUGCUGAAAGUGAACGGCGCCUGGCGUGCCGUGUGCGAGAACUUUUUACGGAGCUGGGGCCGACCUACAUCAAGUUAGGGCAAGCCCUAAGUGUCCGACCCGAUGUGCUGCCAGAAGCCUUUCUUCAUGAGUUCCGAGAAUUUCAGGAACUGUGCCUCAUGGCCGCCUUGGGCACCUGGGAUAAUCGCGUGCUCCGUGAGUUGAACUGUUCACAGCUCUCCGAGCUCUUCAGCGACUUCAGCGCACAGCCCGUGGCGGCGGCGUCACUGGGACAGGUCUACAAGGCUCGGCUGAAGAACGGCCAGAGUGUGGCAGUGAAGGUGCAGCGGCCCAAUCUCGCAGAGAAUGUCGCCUUAGACCUGGUUCUUGCCAGGCAAGUGGCCAAGUCUUUGGUUUACUUCGAGGAGUUCCUUCCAGGCGUUCAAGGCAACGACUUGGUGGGUUUCGUGGAUGCCUUUGGCCAACGACUUUUUGAAGAGUUGGACUACGUCCCUUGUCGCUGUCCGGAAUUGUGGCAAGCUGUGGUCACCUCGCGUGCUAAGGAGAUGGAAGUGAAGAAUGCACAGCGCUUUCGGGAGCUCUACGGAGACCAAGAGAAGUUGAAGGUGCCGACGAUGUAUCCCAGUCUGGCCACGGGGAAAGUCAUUGUCAUGGAGUGGAUUGAUGGCGUCAAGUUGACUGACACCAAUGCCAUUCGCGGCCUAGGUUUGGAACCCCUGGACUACAUCUCUGUGGGCAUCGAGUGCGCCAUGCGGCAACUGUUGGAGCAUGGCUUUUUCCACGCCGAUCCUCAUCCUGGGAACUUCUUCGUCACCGGAAAGGGUGAGCUCUGCGUUUUGGAUUUCGGGAUGAUGAGCGAAAUGCCCAAGGAGGCACGCUUGGCAGUGAUCCAACAUAUCGUGCAUGUGGUGAACAGAGAUUACGCCGGCAUGGCGCAAGAUUACAACCACCUGGGCUUCAUUUCGGAGGAGAUUGAUCCGCGGCCCAUGGUCCCCAAGAUCCAGGCGUAUUUCGAACCCCGGAUGUCUACCAAAGCGGCAGCAGUGAGUUUCAAGACCAUCAUCGAUGGCUUGGAAGAGGUGAUUUUUAAGAAUUAUCCCUUUUCCGUGCCGCCAUUCUAUGCUUUGGUCGUACGAAGCCUGGCUGUGAAAAACAAAUUCAGAAGCCUGGUGACGCUGGAGGGCUUGGCACUGUCCAUUGAUCCCAAGUAUCGCGUCUUGGCUGCGGCGUAUCCUUACCUGGCGAAGCGCGUCUUGUUGGACUCGGAGCUACGAUCCAGUCUCUUCGAGCUCCUGAUCAACACGGCGACGGCGAAGCCGGAUGCGCGACGCUUCCGCUGGGAUCGUGCCAUCGACUUGCUCCGGGAGUCCUCCAAGAGCAGCGUGGCAGUGCCGGGAUCCACACGGACUCCAGAGGGCACGGCCGAUGACAUGGGACCUUACCUGGAUUUGGCCUCUUCCCUCAUUGAGGAUGCGGCCUUCCGUCAGACCUUGGUGGCAGAACUGGCCAGCACCGCGGAUGUGAUGAUUGCUGACAUCAUUGGAGGUGCCAUGAGCGGCUCGGAUGUGCAGCAGCUGCAGAAGCUGCGCAAACGCUUGGGGCUUCAGCUGGACGACGAGGCUCGCGUCUCGGAUGUGCGAGAAACGGUCAAUCUCAUUGCAGAGAAGGUCGCGGAUCGCAUUCCCAAUGCUAUGGAUGCGGUGAAUUUGGCCAUGCAAGCAGCUGCAGGUGCAGUGCAAGCUUCCAUGUUCCCCAGCGAUCACCCAGGCAAAAACGGGGAUGCAGAGAAAGGCGCCGAGAAAAAUGCUGGGCCCAGCUUACCAGAAGUGGCCGGUGAAUUCUUUGACCAACUGGGUAACUUGGCACGACUCGCCUGCGAUGAUUUCUUGGAAGUCGAGUUGUGGGAAAAAUGA
This is a messenger RNA of Cladocopium goreaui, 5082 nucleotides long. The record is from the annotation of a GenBank genome assembly. Lineage: Eukaryota; Dinophyceae; Suessiales; Symbiodiniaceae.